Vigna angularis (adzuki bean) is the source of this 2380-nucleotide messenger RNA. RefSeq names its product conserved oligomeric Golgi complex subunit 6. The record is from RefSeq and is a predicted model, not a curated record. The transcript has 11 exons. Gene Ontology annotation, biological process: intra-Golgi vesicle-mediated transport. NCBI's taxonomy places the organism in Eukaryota, Viridiplantae, Streptophyta, Magnoliopsida, Fabales, Fabaceae. Bases 95 to 2176 code for a protein of 693 amino acids. Gene Ontology annotation, cellular component: COG complex.
UAACCAGCAAAAUUGCUUGAAACGAAGAAGCUAGUUAGAACAAACAUCUGAACCGAGAUCGUAGAGGAGGAAGAAGAAGAAGAAGAAAAAGAGAAUGGGAACGACGGUGGCGGGUCUAGCGCCGGGUCUGUCUCGGAAGCUGAAGAAGGUUCUAGAAUCGAGGAUCGACACGCCUGAUCUCUUGUCUUCGCUCAACACGCUCUCUUCCUUCUACGACGAGAACACUCCUCAGACGCGUCGUAACCUCCGAUCCACCAUCGAGAAGCGCUCUCUCUCCAUCAACCAUGAAUUCCUCGACGCUUCCCACGCGGCGCAGCUGGCCUUGGAUAGCGUGGAGAGGGAGGUCGAUGCGCUCGCUGAAUGCUGCGACAGGAUAGCAAAGGCUUUGAAUAGUUGUAGUGCUAGCACUACUGACAUUAUCAGUACGACAGAGAGGCUCAAACAGGAGCUUGAAACUACCACACAGCGACAAGAGAUUGUGGCAUGUUUCUUACGUGAUUAUCAGCUCUCCCCUGAAGAGAUAAACGCACUUAGAGAAGAGGAGCUGAAUGAAAACUUUUUCAAGGCAUUAUCUCACGUCCAAGAGAUUCAUGCCAAUUGCAAAGUAUUGCUAAGGACGCAUCAUCAGCGUGCUGGUUUAGAGUUGAUGGAUAUGAUGGCUGUUUAUCAAGAAGGAGCUUAUGAACGCCUAUGCAGGUGGGUUCAGGCCGAAUGUAGAAAAUUGGGGGACACUGACAAUCCGGAAGUUAGCGAGCUUCUGAAAACAGCUGUGCGUUACCUUAGGGAAAGAUCUGUUCUUUUCAAAUAUUGUGCAGAAGAGGUUGCUAAUAUGAGACACAAUGCAUUAUUUAGAAGAUUUAUAAGUGCUCUUACACGUGGAGGACCUGGUGGAUUGCCUCGACCAAUUGAAGUUCAUGCUCAUGACCCACUACGGUAUGUGGGUGAUAUGUUAGGCUGGUUGCAUCAGGCCUUGGCAUCUGAACGUGAACUUGUAGCUGUGUUACUUGAUCCAGAUGCUAUUAUUGAUUCUGGAUCAAAGCAAUUCACCAACAACACUGAGAAUGGAUCUGCGAAGACAGAAUCUGACUUGAUGUUUGUUCUUGAUAGAAUUUUUGAAGGAGUAUGUAGACCAUUUAAAUUGAGAGUUGAACAAGUUUUGCAGUCUCAACCAAGUCUUAUAGUAUCCUACAAACUCAGUAAUACACUUGAAUUUUAUUGCUAUACUAUUGCAGAUUUACUUGGGCGAGAAACUGCACUUUGUAAUACACUAUGGGCACUGAAAGAUGCUGCUCAGAAAACAUGUUUUGAUAUUUUGAAAGUUCGAGGGGAAAAGCUUUUGCGGUAUCCCCCCCUUGUAGCUGUUGAUCUUUCCCCACCACCAGCAGUGAGGGAAGGGGUAUCUGUACUUCUUGAAAUAAUUGACACCUACAACAGCAUGAUGGUUCCUGCUUCUGGCCAGAAACCCACUUUUGGUCCAGUUGUAUCUGCUAUACUGGAUCCAAUAAUUCAGAUGUGUGAACAAGCAGCGGAUGCACAUAAGUCAAAAGUAGUCAGCCAUUCAUCAAGGAGGAGUAGGACGAGUUCUGAUUCUAAUCAACAUACUAAAUCAUCAGUGGAUGCAAUCUUGUCAAAUAGCAGCUCUGCUUCAUCCUCACUGACUAGUGAAACUCCUUCAAAAAUCUUUCUCAUUAACUGCUUGUGUGCUAUUCAACAACCUCUAUCUGGAUACGAGGCUGUCGCUGAUUACGUGAAUAGACUCGGAGCAAUGAUUGAUAAUCACUUACGCGUUCUUGUGGAAAAAGAAGCCGAAGCAAUCUUAAGAAGGUGUAAUUUGUCAGAAAAGAUGCGUCUCUUGCAGAAUUCAAUACACAAGGAAGGGGAGAAUGAAGUCGGUACCCCAUUGGCUGAGAGGGAGGACACUAGUCCAGCCAUUCUUUCGGAGUGUUUGAAAGCUCUGUUUGGUCUUAUUUUGGGAAGUGAAAGUUCCCUGCCGGAAUUUGAGCAGAUGCAGGUUCCAAGAUUGCGUUCUGAGGCUUCUAUAGGCGUGGCCAGGUCAUUGGCCGAAGCUUACGAGCUUAUUUAUAAGGCUAUUAUGGAUCCCAAAAAUGGUUAUCCGGACCCCAGGGCGUUGGCAAGGCAUCCGCCUGAUCAGAUAAGAACUAUAUUAGGAAUAUAAGUUGUCUUGCUUCGUUUAUUUCUUUUGCACCGAUCUCUUGCUCAAUAUGUUCAUUUUGUUUGCUAAUUACGUAUAUAAACUCUUCUAUCUCAUUUUGGAUUGUACUGCUCUACUAUUAAAUAAUUCUGUAAUCUACUAUUAGCCUUUGAGACGCUGUAUUGGAAUCUUUCAUUGUUGUUGAUGAAUAUAAUUUCAUUGAAUGAA